GAGAGGAAGGGUAAUGGGAGCAUAAGGAAGAUAAAAUUGGUGAUGAGGGCAGCAAGGAAGGCAAUCCAAAGAGCUAAUGAAGUAGAGGUAACGAAGACAGCAGCGGCCAUUGCAUGAGGUGAAGGUUAGCGGACUGGGUGCGUGACAGAAGUAGGGCUGUUACUUUUUGCUUCAGACAGAGGGGAAGACGUGAGCACGGGUGUCAUACUCCAGCUGCCCCUGCCCUCCAAAGUUAGUUUUACAUGGCACUGUAAUUCCCACACCCCAGGAGCUGGCUUUCCCCCAGAUCCACAGCUUUGCUGAGCUUUUCCAGCCACACCCACACACAGCCUUUCCACCCCACACCCCAGCUUUACCAACCGCUGAGAUUAUUUUGGCCUGCCGGUGCUCUGCGCUCACCACUUCCCACGCAUACCAGCCUGCCCAGGUCACUGGUACUACUGGGGUACCUGUAACAGUGGCUGGUACCAAAAAUGAGGAAAUGUCCUAGGAAUAGAGUGCAGACUCUCUCCUUUACCUGGGUCCUUCCACCCUGAGGACCCCACAGACACGUUUGGAGGAAAAAAAAAAAAAAAAAAAAAAAGGAUAGUAGCCUGCAAAUUAGUUUAGCUCUAGUUCCUGCAACUUUAAAUCAGCAGGGUCAGCAAGCCCUAGACUAGCCUACUCACCUAUGGGGACUAAUCAUUUUUGUUCUGCAUGCCAUGACCAAUCCCCAGGCUGGCAGGGAUUGCAUGAGGGCUACAGACAGUGGAAUCUAAACCACCUGCUCCUGGAGGUGGGAAUGUAUCAUUCUUCAUCAACCUCAACUCAAACAGCCAUAAUGGUUUAUAUGUUAACAGUGGAUGUGGCACAAGUUAGAAGUACAGGCAAUUCUUUUUGGAAAAGCAAUGCAAAAUCUUGUUUUAGUGAAGCAGAACGGCACACCUAAAUAAACAAGGCAAAUUGUCAAAAAACAAAUACUGGCAAGCAGAAUGAAAGCCUACCUAUUGUUUACUUGUACAUACACAUAGUCCGCGGAUUCAAUUGGUGCAUUGAGAAUAAUGUAACAUAACAAAAUGGUUGGUCAAACAAACUUUGAACCAUGGUGUUUCCUCAGUCCUUCUCUUCUCUGGUCUGUUCCCCUCAUUCACACACACACUCAGUGUGCUAUUUCAUCAGCUACCCCUUUGCAGCAGUGCUGACAGAGAACUGAACACCUCGUUCUAUAGUCCUCCUUUCCUUCCAAGAAAAACAUAUGUUACUCACUCCACGUUAGCCAUAAAGAUUCACAAAAAUUAUGGGGCUGUGAAAUAGCUUGACUCCUUACACAGUUUGCUCUGGUUUACUGUUUUAGUUUUCUUUACCCUAUGCCAGUUUGUGGCUGGUGGUGUACUGAGGAACUCCAUUAACUAUUCUGAUUUGAACUAGUUCAUAUUCACUCUUUUCAAACUAUUUGGUUUGUCAUAAAGCUGCUGAGAAGAGGAGAAACACCUAAGAUUUAUCGCCCAAUGCCAUUUUUACAAGAUUUUUCAAAAUUUACAAAAACCAGUUUAAAAGCCCCAAACCCUCAGGCUUACAGGUAAACAAAUAUGUUCUCCUUCCUUCCUAUGAAUGUGUUAUUACACUGCCUCAUGCUCCCCUCGCUUUUUGGUCUGACACCCACCCACCCCACCCCCAAAUCUGAAAAUGAAUGACAGGGCUUUCUAAAGCAUGAGGAGACAUAAUAGUACAAAGCAUCUGUUUAUAAAACAAAAUGAUAGAAACAGGUCUAAUUUCACGUUAAAAGCACCACCUAUGUUGUACUAGAAACAACUGAAAUGGAAAAAAGUGUUGAUGUGAUAACAGAAGAGCAAAUCUACGUGUCCGAGACAGUUUGGGUCGCUUUGGGAAGGUGACUGAAUACAUAGCUCUUCAAUAUGUGGGUUAGAAUCUGGCACACAACCAGUAGUCCAUUAUCAAAGGCACUAGAUAGAAAUUCUGUAUCAUAAGGAAGAUGCAGCAAAUAAAUCCUGAACCUUACACCUAGGGAAUGUUUCCCAUGGAACUUAGAUAUGAGAACUGGAGUUCUGGGUUACUUAAGAUUUGGGAGAAGUUAACCUAGUCAUCACAGAGACAUAAGGCUCUUUCUCUCUGGAGUUGCAGGGAGGUGCUACUGGCCCUUAGAUAGCUGUUGUGUUCCACCAGGCUAAUGGCACAGAUCACUGCUGCCACAUGCUGUGUUUAAUGCAGUUUUAAGACCUGUGAGAUCUUUCUGAAUAAAAGUAUGAAAAAGUAAAAUGCUGAUAAUGUAUUCAUCUACACAGAAUUAAAUAAGAGUCAAAGAAUAGCAAUAGACUUUUGCCCAUUGUGUUCUCCAAAGUUAGUUACUUUUUUCUUUUGGAAAGCAGUGAUUUCAUGUGCUUUUGUUACAAAUUCAUGUUUCUGAAGGUAAGCACUUCUAAAAAUCUAUUGAUGUCAUGAUUUGAUUGUAUCAAAGUGGUGUUCUCAAAUAGAACCCUCUCUUCCCCCCCCCCCUUUGUUCAAAUACUUGAGUAAAUCUGAAACUUUUACAUGGACAUGUUGUACCCAACAUUCACUUCUGUUCACAAAAAAUUCUUUAGUUUUGCUUUAGCUUUGCAUUAUGUGUUCAAGAAAAAAAGCAGAACUGGAAUGUGAGACUACUUUAAAAUAUCAGCCUCCUUUACUUUUAUAUAUGCAUUUCUGUGAAUACAGAACAUGUGCUCAUCUAACUAACAAAAUCCUGUUAGAAAAUGCUACAACUGUAAAUAGCCAACACCGAAAAUAAACUCAGUUAACACGCUCUACUAUCCUUAUGAGUGUUCAAACAACUCCCACUAAUGCUUACAUGCUGAAACUCCAUAGAAGAUAUUCUCCCUCAAAUGCCUGAUCACACUGAGGGCAGAUUCUAGUUCAAUGAGCUUUAAAUAAAUUAACAUUCAUUAGAGUUAUGUAUUGAGCAUGGAAACUCCAUUCUCCUUGCCCUCUCUUCCCAGCCCUAAUUUUUUAAAUGCCUCAUUAUAGGUGCAUUUAAAUGCCUCUGCUCUGUAUGCUCCUUUUUUUUUUUCUGAUACGUAACCUAUAUUACCCAAAAUAACUAAAGAUUCUUGUGUUAACAGAAUUCAUUUACAAAUUAAUUAUAGCAAGAGGGAUCAGAAGCUAGCAUUUUCCUCAAGAAAUAAUGUGUACUGUGCCAUGAAAAUUAUCCAUACAUAUAUGAAGCCCUGCUGUGACUUGACUAACUGCAUUUUCUCCCCAACUUUUCCAAUUUUUGUGUGACUUGUCUAGUCCAAAAAAUACACGGCUGUUUUUUAUUUGUUUUCAUUAUUUAGAUUUCAGGUUAAUCUCCUGUAUCAUAAUCAGCUUUCUGUUGUAUUCUUGUAUUUUCCACCCUUGUAUUCAUCUGUUUCUGUCUGGCUAGCUAUAACAUCUCAACAGACAAUGAAACUCACAGAUUCUGAACAACCAGGAAAACACCUUCUUACAAAUAUAGAGCAUCAAUAGAAUAGUUCAAUUCUUAUUUAGAAAGGAAGUUAGGAAUGACUUUGCUGCACCAGGCAGUCUCUUCCUGUACCCUGUCUGAAAAUUAUAGCUACUAUACAGCCACAACAGGCAAGCUGGGAUCGCCCCUUUCUGGACUUUUCUUCACAGCUAACUCACGGACAAGAGGAAGCCAUUUUUCAUCUCAUGAAAACCAUAUUCCUUGAUAUGGGGUAAUCAUGAAACUCUGCUUUCACUGUUGAUGUUCAAGAGGGGGUACACAGUUUGUUAGAAGAUAAGAAAAGGCAUAUACUCACAGAGAAAAACUGCCAACUUAUAUGCCACAACUCUCUCUGUGUAGGUACUAAGCAGUUCACUUUAAAUUUGAACUUGCUAUUUUAUUAAGCAUUUUGAUUUUCCUAUCAGGAGUUCCAGAAAAAUAGGCAAGAACCAGUGGAAAACUCUGUGGCUUCCUAAUCCUUUGAAUGUGAGAAAGCAAUACCUACAACUAAUCAUAAGCAUGUCAGUCUGGAAGAAAGACUAAAAAUUUUAUCUGGUUGUCUGGUCACUAUUACUGCCUAAAUAAACGCCGUGUGACUAAUGCUGCUCAUCUGCACAUAGUUUUGGAAUGAAGGAAGUUAAGCUUUAAAACAGCUGCCGUAACUGAAAAUAGUCUCUUAAUAAGAAAAGGCCAGUAUCUGUGAAUGCAGUCAAGUGCCUCUCUAGAGAGAGCCCUUUCAUUUAGCACGCACACAGUUAAAAUAUAAGUGGAAGAGGAGGUGAGAAAUUCCACUGACCUCCCAACAACACUUCAGAAACAAUUUUUCAUUAGCUGCAUUUAUAAAACAGUUAGCACUUCACCAGAGCAUCUCUCAGCCACUUCUGGUACACCUUCAGAGCUUGAAUUCACAGCCUGGUCUUCUGCCAAUCUGGAGCUACAGCCUGCAGCCAGAUAGGCCCUAGCUCAGCCUGAACCUAAAGCCAGGUGUCUUCCAGUCCAACCACCUUUAGCAGUUGAACCUGCACUAUUUAUUCACUUGAGAAGUCUCACCCAAGCAAGGAGCUGUGAGAUUUAGGCUACUGAUAAAUUUAGGCACAUGUUUUGGUGCUGACCUGGAAGCUCAGGUCUGCUUUAUUAACCCACUCCUCUCCCUUCCAAAUAAUUGGUACUGAUACAGAAAUAUUAGUAUUAAAAGUUUCUUUUUCCUGCUGUUCACAGGCCCUAUGGACAAGGACUAUGGGGAGCUACCACCAGGAAAUGUUGUAAACAGGAGUGGAAAAUUGAAAAUAUUGUCACUGGUUUAAGUAAAGAAGAUGUCUCUGCAUCACUGCUCUUACACUCAAGCUCCAGAAGAAAAGGAUGCAAUCAAAGGACAAUAUGAAAAACUCAUGGAUGCUUAUGGCUGCUUAGGAGAGCUUCAGCUUAAAUGUGGUAACACUCGGCUGCACUUUCUGGUCCUGGUGACAGGCUGUACAUCGGUGGGAAAAAUCCUGGACGCUGAAGUUUACAAAAUUACUGCAACAGAUUUCUGUCCUCUCCAGGAAGAAACCAAGGAAGAGGAGCGCGUUACUGCCUUGAAGAAAAUACUGAACUCUGGGAUGUUCUAUUUCUCCUGGCCUAAUGCAGGCUCAAACUUUGACCUGACUGUGCGGGCUCAGAAGCAGGGUGAUAACCACUAUGAAUCUGGUAACUCGUUCUUCUGGAACCAACUAUUGCAUAUGCCCUUCAAACACUACCAGGUGAACUGCUCUGACUGGUUGCUGAAAGUGAUCUGUGGUGUAGUGGACAUUCGCACUGUUUAUGCUUCCCACAAGAAGGCAAAAGCCUGCCUCAUCUCUCGCAUCAGCUGUGAGCGAGCUGGUGCCCGGUUUCACAUUCGAGGGGUCAAUGAUGAUGGACAUGUAUCUAACUUCGUUGAGACAGAGCAGACAAUUUACUUGGAUGAUGAUGUCUCUUCCUUUGUGCAGAUCAGAGGUUCUGUUCCACUGUUUUGGGAGCAACCGGGGCUUCAGGUGGGUUCUUAUCAUCUAAGGCUUAACAGAGGUCUGGAAGCAAAUGCUCCUGCCUUUGACAGGCAUAUGAUGCUUCUGAAAGAGCAGUAUGGAAAACAAGUGAUCGUUAACCUGUUGGGAAGCAGAGGAGGGGAGGAGGUGCUCAACAGAGCUUUUAAGAAACUGCUAUGGGCCUCUUCCCAUGCGGAAGACACUCCCAUGAUAAACUUUGACUACCACCAAUUUGCAAAAGGUGGGAAAACUGAGAAACUGGAGAAUUUGCUGGGGCCUCAGCUGAAGUUGCACUGGGAAGACUUUGGAAUCUUCACAAAGGGCGAGCAUGUAAGUCCAUGUCUGCAGACAGGUACUUUUCGAAUUAAUUGUUUGGACUGCCUGGAUCAUACUAAUAGUGUACAGUCCUUCAUUGCACUGGAGAUCCUGCUUGCUCAAUUAGAGAGCCUUGGGUUGAACUCUAAAUCUAUAAUUGAGCGCUUUGUGGAAUCCUACAAAGUGAUGUGGACUCUGAACGGCCAUAAUCUGAGCAGAGUAUUUACCGGCAGUCGUGCCCUUGAGGGGAAGCACAAGGUUGGGAAACUCAAGGAUGGUGCACGCUCUGUGUCUCGCACCAUUCAGUCAAAUUUCUUCGAUGCAGUAAAGCAGGAAGCCAUCGAGUUGCUGCUUAUGGGUGACUUUUUCAGUGAGGAAUAUGCAGACAAGGGCAAGAUGCUCAUGGACCACACUGCACUGCUGGUAACUCCAAGUAUUUUGAAGGCCAUGUCAGAACGUCAGUUUGAAUUCACAAGCUUCAAGCGUAUUCGUGUUGCCACGGGAACCUGGAACGUGAACGGGGGAAAGCAGUUUCGAAGCAACAUUCUUGGUACCAGUGAGCUGACAGACUGGCUGCUGGAUUCUCCCAAGCUCUCUGGAGUUUCUGAAUUUCAGGAUGAUGAGAGCUGCCCUCCUGACAUAUUUGCAGUGGGAUUUGAAGAGAUGGUUGAAUUAAGUGCAGGGAAUAUUGUGAAUGCCAGUACAACAAAUAGAAAAAUGUGGGGAGAGCAGCUUCAAAAGGCUAUUUCCAGGACUCAUCGCUACAUUCAGCUGACAUCAGCACAGCUUGUUGGUGUUUGUCUUUUCAUCUUUGUACGCCCGUAUCAUGUCCCCUUCAUCAGGGAUGUAGCAAUAGACACAGUGAAGACAGGAAUGGGAGGAAAAGCUGGAAAUAAAGGAGCAGUGAGCAUCCGUUUUCAGUUCUAUAGUACCAGUUUCUGCUUUAUAUGCAGUCACUUAACUGCUGGGCAGACUCAGGUGAAAGAGAGGAAUGAAGAUUAUAAAGAAAUCACACAGAAACUCAGCUUCCCAAUGGGGCGGAGCGUGUUCUCACAUGACUAUGUCUUCUGGUGUGGCGAUUUUAACUAUCGCAUUGAUCUAACAUAUGAGGAAGUCUUUUAUUUUCUCAAACGUCAAGAUUGGAAGACACUUUUGGAAUUUGAUCAACUACAACAGCAAAAAUCCAGUGGAAAAAUUUUUAAAGACUUCCAUGAAGGGACUAUUAAUUUUGGACCAACAUAUAAAUAUGACGUUGGCUCAGAGGCUUACGAUACCAGUGAUAAGUGCCGAACCCCAGCUUGGACUGACAGAGUGCUUUGGUGGAGAAAGAAACUGCCUUUUGAAAAAACAGCUGGAGAGAUCAAUCUUCUAGACAGUGAUCUGAAUGCUGAAACUAAAGUCAGGCACACCUGGACCCCUGGAGCCUUGAUGUACUAUGGGAGAGCGGAGCUACAAGCAUCUGACCACAGGCCAGUGUUAGCUAUUGUAGAAGUGGAAGUUCAGGAAGUUAAUCAAGCUGCCCGUGAGAGUGUUUUCCAGGAAGUGUCAUCUUUCCAAGGACCGCUGGAUGCCACAGUAGUGGUAAACCUGCUAUCACCAACGCCUGAAGAGAAAAAUGAAUUUCCUGAGGACUUGCGUACAGAGCUUAUGCAAAUGUUUGAGGAUUACGGCACUAUUGUUCUGGUCAGGAUCAGUGGAGGUCAAAUGCUGGUGACAUUUGCAGACAGCAAGUCGGCUCUUCGUGUUAUGGAUAUAGAUGGUGUCAAAGUUAGGGGCAGAACAGUGAAGAUCCGGCCCAAGACUAAGGACUGGCUAAAGGGCCUUCAGGAGGAAAUUGCUCGAAAACGGGACAGCAUUGCCCCCAUGUCCCCCACGGCAAACUCCUGUCUUCUGGAAGAAAACUUUGACUUCUCAAGUUUGGACUAUGAGUCAGAAGGUGAUAUAGUAGAGGAUGAAGAUGAUGAUUUAGAUGAUUCUUUGUGUCAACACCUAGUAGCAGACACAGCAGAAGAUAUGCCCGAGGGCUCUGGGCAUUUUGCAUCCAUAGCUCUUUCAAACAAAUCUGGCCAAACCCCACGACUGUAUAAAGAUGAUACAGAACUGGCUGAUUUGAAGCGGGAGCUGGAGGCAAGCGGGGAACACCACCGCCGGACUCCAAGCAGGUCUUUGUCCAUUCCUACCAGGCCUCGGCCACUUCAGCCGCCACAGAGGCCUCCCCCUCCCGCUGGAACAUCAGGCAAAAAGUCCCCCUCAGAUGGUUCUCUCUCUCCAGGAAGCCACUCCACCUGCUCCAUCCUGGCAACGGCAAAGCUGCUACCUGGAGCCCCUCAGCAGCCACCUAAAGUCCGGACUGGAAUAAGUAAACCUUACAACGUCAAGCAGAUCAAAACCACCACAGCUGAGGAAGCAGAAGAAGCUAUUAGAUGUCUUAUGGAAGCUAAAGGAGGACUACAGGAAGAUGCAGUAAAACCUGCUCCAAGUAGAAACCAAACAUUCACCAAACCCGAGACUCUUCCCAGCAUCACAAAGUCGGCAUCAUUUCAAGGGUCGCAGGCAGGACCAGCGCUUGUGCCCCACCGCCCACCACCCAAAGUUCCAACUACGAAGAAGCCAGUACCUCUGCAAAGGACCGGCAUCAAGGUGGAAAAUGCCACGUCUCCAGAAGAGCCAGUUGACCAACAGACAGUACAGUCUCCUUUUGGCUUGCCAGAGCCCUGUCUAGAAGCCGGAGCUAUUCUUAGUCCGACCAGGAUUACCCCAGUCCCGAAACCCAGAGCACUGCAACCUGGGAAGCCUCAGGAAAGCCGGGGGAGCAGCGAAAGGCAGCCCCCCUCAGUAAGCACGGCUGAGGCCAUGGCACUGCCUCCCCAGAACGCUUCCUUUGCCCCAAAGGUGCCACCACGAAGAAAGAAGUCGGCACCUGCAGCUCUUCACCUGCAAGUUCUCCAGAGCAGCGACAACCCGCUUUUUAGUGGGUUAAUGUUCAACUCCAACAACAACAAUGCUGGGUUCUGUCCCUGGUCUCAGGACGCUCGUGUCCCCGUGCAGCCUGAUCUCUCAGAUCCCACGUCCUCUGCCAGCCCAGAAAACAACACAACUAAGCAGUUGGUACCAAAUGCCACAGAAUUGGUGGCCAACCUUCAGGGCCCUCCUGUACCAGCAGGCCAGCACCCACAGCUCUCAGAUACCAGCUCCCUUCCAGAGAACACCAAUCUUUUGGACCUGGAGACGGAUUCUUCCUGCCCUCUUUCCAUACAGGCGCCAUCAGCUACUUCUCCAGCACAGAGUCCAGAAAAUGUAAAACUCCCCAGCUUGAAAGAUUUCAGUCACUGGGUUACAUUUAGUGACGAUGAAGACAGCAGUGCACUGUCAGAAGGGUUCAAUAAACUGGUUGUCUUGGAACAAAACAAAAAUACCUUGAUGAAGACAAAUACGGAUUUAGAACUGUAAAAUUUUGUCCCCUUAAUGUCCUUAUAGAAAUCAUAAUUAUGAUGCAAAAUAAAAAUAAAUCUUUUGCACAAAGAUUUUUAUUUAAGGAAAUUGACCAUCUGUCCGUGCUACAUUUCAUUUUCAUGUUUAAAGGUAAAGAUACUGCCCCUGGAGGGAAGUGUAUAGAGUAGACAACCUAACAUUAGCUAUGGCUUGUUUGAAAAAUUCUGUAUUGUUAAGUUAUUUCUUUU
This is a messenger RNA of Chroicocephalus ridibundus (black-headed gull), 9455 nucleotides long. RefSeq names its product synaptojanin 2 (gene SYNJ2). The record is from RefSeq and is a predicted model, not a curated record. Bases 4771 to 9225 code for a protein of 1484 amino acids. The transcript is spliced from 27 exons. Gene Ontology annotation, biological process: phosphatidylinositol dephosphorylation; synaptic vesicle endocytosis. Gene Ontology annotation, molecular function: SH3 domain binding; phosphatidylinositol-4,5-bisphosphate 5-phosphatase activity; RNA binding. Gene Ontology annotation, cellular component: perinuclear region of cytoplasm; presynapse. NCBI's taxonomy places the organism in Eukaryota, Metazoa, Chordata, Aves, Charadriiformes, Laridae.